UGACAGCCCAGACAUAAUCUGGUGGAAAGAAACGUCAGUGCUUUCUUCAAUGUACACUGCGCAGAUAGCGCAGACUGUUGGCCCGCCCCUGCCGGGAUUCUACAGAUAGUUCGCAAGAGACGUUGGUGAAUGACCUGCCUUUCGUGUGUUGACGUAAACCAGACUGUCACGGUAUUUUUCUCUUUUUUUUUUGGUACCGAGCGAAGAGGAAAUGCACACGGCACUCGAGUGAGGGGACCAGAAGUAAGGGGACAAUGCGAGUCCAAGUACACACCAAGUUCUGUUUCCUGUGUGUGCUCACCUUCCUCUUCCAUCAGUGCAACCACUGCCAUGGAGACGGGCACAACCAUCAGCACGGCGGACAUCACCAUACCAAUCACAGCCACGCCCACAGCGACCUGCAGAUUUCCGAAGCUCCAUACGUGAAAGGACCCACUUUGUCCCCGGAGCCUGUAAGUCGCGAAGGGCAAUCUCUAGAGGAGGAGCAGCGCUUCUACAUCCAGCAGCUAUUCAGGCGCUACGGCCAGAAAGAUAGGCUUGAUUUCCAGGGAUUUCAGAGUCUGCUGUUUAGCUUGGGCCUGGGUGAAGUGAAGGUGGUAGAUGUAGAUCAUGAGGAGCUAGGCCAUGACCACGUAGCACACCUCGACCUGGUGGAUGUGCAGGAUGGGCUUCACUCACAUUCAUCCACCAAUGACGGCCAUAGCCACGGGCACGGUCAUCCACACCACAAAACCGGCUCCCACCAUCCACUCACAGAACAACAUCCGACAAAGUGCAACCAGCAGACCACUGCUGCCAGUCCGGCUGCUGGUGCACCUACAGGACGUGAUCACCAUCAUGGGCAUGAUGCAGAACAUAAUCAUGAUCACACCAAGGUAGAGGAUAGUGACCAUAAACACUCUGAUGGACAGGACAAACAUGGUCACAGACAUAACAAGGAGCACAAACAUGGGCAGGUACAGGUGGACUCUAACCACAAGGACCUGUCUUCUCAACCUCACAGUGAUCACGACCACAGUGACCACGGCCACAGCGACCACGACCACAGUGAUCACGGCCACAGUGACCACGGCCACGGUGAUCACGGCCACGGUGACCACGACCACAGUGAUCACGGCCACAGUGAUCACGGCCAUAGUGAUCACGACCAUAGUGAUCACGACCACAGUGAUCACGGCCAUAGUGAUCACGACCACAGUGAUCACGACCACAGCGAUCAUGAACACGACCACAAUAUUGUCCUCGAAGUGCAGACAGGCACAGCCAUUCCUCCCCUCAGCCAGGAACAGCAGCUCUCUGCCCAGUCGCAGCCGUCCCCAGUCCCUCAAGUGCCACAGUCCACUCCUGCCACCACAGGAAGUCGGCCCAAGAAGCCAGGAAAGCCAGCCAGGGUCAGAGGACAGCGAGGGCGGAACAAAACUUCUUCUCCUCUCACACCUCAGCCUAAUGACCAAGACCAUCAGUCUGAACAUAGUCAUGGCCAUGAUCACAGUCACGGUCACAUCCAUUCUCAGAAAGAUAAGAGGGAGGCACCAGGAGGGCCUGCCAUCCCCACUUUGCCAGUCCCGGUCUUGUCUGGCCACCCAGAAGGAGUGGCUCACCAACAUGAGGAGUGUUUGAACCUCACUCAGCUCCUCGCCUUCUACGGCCUGAGUCCCGAUUCGCUCAUCUCGCCCAGCCAGUUCACCUACCUGUGUCCUGCCCUGCUUUACCAGAUAGACAGUCGUGUCUGCAUCCGCCAUUACCACCAGAUGGAUGUGGAGCAGAAAGCCUUGGAGCCCGUCAGUUCCGUGUGGGUGUGGCUGUGGGGGUUUGUGUCCAUCACCAUCAUCAGCCUGCUAUCUCUGCUGGGCGUGGUGCUCGUACCCAUCCUCAAACAAUCCUGCUUCAAGUUCCUGCUCACCUUCCUGGUGGCGCUGGCGGUGGGCACGCUCAGUGGCGACGCUCUCCUUCACCUGCUGCCUCACUCCCAGGGACAGCACGACCACAGCGAGCCUGCGACGAGUCAGGACACAGAUCUGGUAACAGCCUUUGAUGGAGUGUGGAAGGGCCUAACGGCGCUGGCCGGCAUCUACCUCCUCUUCAUCAUCGAACACUGUAUCGGCAUGUUUAAGCACUACAAAGACCACAGGGGCAUGAAGAAGGGGAGCGAGGAGGGCAAGAUUGGCAGGAAGUUGUCCGAUCACAAGUUAAAUCGGCGCUCAGAUGCAGAGUGGCUGCACUUGAAGCCGCUCAGUGAAGACCCUGACAGCACCGCUGUCUCCUGCGACAACGGUCACAACGACACGCAGCUCACAGAGCUCCAGACGCCCGACUCUCCCACCAACAAGACGCCCCUGGCGCCCACAAUCCCCCAACAAGAGCACCAGUCACCCACUAAGGAGAACAGACGCAAGGUCAAGAAGCACGGACACUCGCACGGACACGGCCACUCUCACGGUGGGAACUGCCACUCAGACCAGGAGAUGAAGGACGCCGGUAUAGCCAGCAUCGCCUGGAUGGUCAUCAUGGGCGAUGGCAUGCAUAACUUCAGCGACGGCCUGGCUAUAGGCGCAGCAUUCAGUGCAAACCUGACAGGAGGCAUCAGUACAUCAGUGGCUGUUUUCUGCCAUGAAUUGCCUCAUGAACUUGGUGACUUUGCGGUGCUGCUGAAAGCGGGGAUGUCAGUGAAGCAGGCCAUUGCCUACAAUCUGCUGUCCGCCCUCAUGGCCUACGUUGGCAUGGUGAUUGGCACAGCUGUGGGCCAGUACACACACAAUGUCACCAGCUGGAUCUUCGCCAUCACGGCUGGCAUGUUCCUUUAUGUGGCUCUGGUGGAUAUGCUGCCAGAAAUGCUUCACGGGGACAGUGAGGACCACAAGCGCUGCCAGCUGGGACACUUUAUCCUGCAGAACCUGGGCCUGCUGACCGGGUUCGGCAUCAUGCUGCUCAUCGCCAUCUUCGAAGACCGCAUCGUUUUCGAUUUUGGCUUUUAGUCGAGAAGGAGAGAAGGGGGUGCUGGGACGCGAAAGCAGGGGAGAGCUGGAUGUAUCAAUGUUGUUCUUCUUGGCCUUAACACGCUUUGUUUGCAAUGUAACGGCCCAGUCUUGCAUGCAAUGUGGGUCCCGUUCACAGCCAGUGCCACCAUUCCAAAACAUGCAGCGGUAGUUUAUGCAUAUCUCAUGACUCUGCCAGUGAUGUUUACACUCCGCUCCUCCAUUACCUCUCUCCUGUCAGCUCCAAUCUGUCUGCUGUAGAGCGAGGCUUCACACCGACAGAGAACACCUCCUCUGCUUUGAACCAGUAACCUCCAUCUUAAAAGAGAGCUGUAGAGAGUAGGGUGGCACAGGAAGGAAGCGCACGUUUUUCUGCAGAGAGGCAGCAGUCACGGCCCAGCAGCUCACCGCCUAUGCAUCCAUCACCUGUUGUUAGUGUGUUGUCGCCGUACACCCCCCUCUCUUAUCCACCCUGUGCUGUGUCCCAUCAUCCAUGCCUCGUACAUCUGUGGUGUGUGUUCCACCCCGCCAUCCAUCUGAUGCCAUCACGCUGUGUAUCAAACGUCUCGUGUCUGUCUGUGCCGAGCCCCGGCCACUGGAGCAGCACCGCAGCAGUGGCGGAGCGCUCAGUUAAGCUUGCUACUACAUCUGGAAUAAACCCUUUAGCUCACGUUGCCUCACCUUCAAAAUGUGUCGACAAGCUAUAAGCUGGAGGGUCAAAAUAGAAAAAGUGUUGGCCGACUUUCCAUGGUAGAUCAUCACUUCUGAGUUAUGUUUUAUUGUCUAAUUAGAUCUUCGGGAUUAUUAAACCUUUGUAGUUCAUAGUUCUAGCUAACACAGCUGCCAAAGCCUUUACAAAUUAGCCUUUAAGAUUUUAAUGUUUUUGUUUAGAGACUAGAUGUCACAAACGUCAGACUGAUAAUAAGGGUUUGACAAUCUGUAGCCAGAGGAGACAUAUCGUCGUCAGGCCUUCACAUUAAACCUUUUUUUAUAAGAAUCCGCAGCUUCAAAAAUGUGAAAUCGGAAAAAAAGAACUAGCUGUUCUCGUCUUCAAUCCAAGUGUUGUAGUGUGCCAGAUUUAUUUAGGGGGCCUCUUUGAGUUCCUAAAAGGUGCUUUGUCCUGUAGUGGACAUUUCAUUACAGCAGGAGGGUGAGUCGUCACACUAAUGCAGAUUCUUUUUGAUGUACUGUAAAUACAUGAAGUCUUGAUAGCGUCAGUAGUGGAGCAGCUAAAAGCUGAUUCUUGUUGCUGCUAAAUAAUAGUUUUAAAAAGUACUUCUGUUAAAUAAUCAGUUCACUUCCUGACAAUCUGAGACUAAUCAAAAGACAGUGCUCUUGUAUCACAGCAGAACAAUAUACAGUACUGUGUGACAGCAUUCCCUGCACUUGUAAUGGAUGUUUACCAGAGUUAUAAAACAAGCAUUCCUCUGGUAUGUUUCUGAGGAUGUAACGUUAUAGUCACUCUGCUGACUGUGCCAAAAGGCCCAAAGUGUGGAUUUUCAGUGGCUGGUGCUUGACACUACGCCCUACCCCUCCCCUUACAUUCCAUUGGCUGUCCCGCAGCUCACAUGCUAAGCUAGUUAGCCUAGCUUCAGCUGCUGGAGCACCCAAAUAAUGUGUGUGGCUUCAUUUAUCCUGUCACUGUGUGACAUCCAUCAUCUAUGUCUCAACUGGCUGUAAAUCAUCGUCAGUCACAUUGGACUCGUGUUAUUGAUCUGAUUGAAUCAUGCAUGAAGCAUGACUGAAACGGUACAGACAUUGUGUUGAGUGUAAAUUUGUUUUCGUUCUUUGUUCCGAAAAAAACUAUUGACAACCUUUGUUACUUUUUUUUAAAUGAACUGUGGGAAGAUCAUGAGGAAUUCUUUGGGGUGUAGUGUAAGUGGUAUUAUGAGCAUUGCUUUUUUUUAUACAGGUGUGAGGACACAUAACUUUUCUGCAUCACUUCUAUCAUUUUACAGACGUUUUAUGUAAUCUUAUGUUCAACACGACUCAAAUGUAUUUUCAUUCUGUUUUAGCACCAAGUAAAGUUAAUCAUUUUCUGUUUUUUUAAACUAUGAGUUUAUUUGACAUGUAUUGAGUUGUUUGCUACAAUUUGCAUUUUGAUUGUGUUUUUUGUAUUUUAAAAGAUUAGGAAUCCUUUUUUGAAACAUUAUUUUUCUUUUGAGUUCCUGUAUUGCCUGUAUAAUUAAAAUUUAAACUAUCAAGUGUGCCCUAAGAGUCAGUGACACUUAAAACACAAUGCCCCAAAGAAUAAGCUUCUUCACUUCUUAUUUGGCAAAGAACUAUCUGUAAAAUGAAGGUCUAUGAUUGUUCUCAUUUUUGCUUUGUUGUAUGUAUGUUUGUUUAGUAUGCUGGAUAUAAAAUGCAAAGUGUGACAUCCUUGCUGUUUGCCUGUCUGUGCAUUCUCCCCAUUACAGAAGGAAAAUAAACUCUGAAAAGAUC
Sander lucioperca (pikeperch) is the source of this 5417-nucleotide messenger RNA. RefSeq names its product solute carrier family 39 member 10 (gene slc39a10). Gene Ontology annotation, cellular component: membrane. NCBI's taxonomy places the organism in Eukaryota, Metazoa, Chordata, Actinopteri, Perciformes, Percidae. The record is from RefSeq and is a predicted model, not a curated record. Gene Ontology annotation, biological process: positive regulation of B cell receptor signaling pathway; intracellular zinc ion homeostasis; zinc ion import across plasma membrane. The transcript is spliced from 10 exons. Gene Ontology annotation, molecular function: zinc ion transmembrane transporter activity. The coding region runs from base 255 to 2975 and encodes 906 amino acids.